AUGUCGAAAUACCAUGUAUCAAGAUGCAUCAUACGACAAUAUUUUAUACGAAAAUGCCGUAUGAGGGAAUAUCUUAUGCUAAGAUCCCAUAUCUUACACACGAAUGCCUUAUAUCAAAAUGCUGAGAGCAAGAUAACUAAUAUCAAAUUCGAGAGUGCCUCAUACCAAGAUCCCUCAUACCAAGAUCCCUCAUACCGACAUCCCUCAUACCAAGAUCCCCCAUACCAAAAUCCCUCAUACCAAGAUCCCUCAUACCAAAAUCCCUCAUACCAAGAUCCCUCAUACCGACAUCCCUCAUACCAAGAUCCCCCAUACCAAAAUCCCUCAUACCAAGAUCCCUCAUACCAAGAUCCCUCAUACCAAAAUCCCUCAUACCAAGAUCCCUCAUACCAAGAUCCCUCAUACCAAGAUCCCUCAUACCAAGAUCCCUCAUACCAAAAUCCCUCAUACCAAGAUCCCUCAUACCCAGAUCCCUCAUACCAAGAUCCCUCAUACCCAGAUCCCUCAUACCAAGAUCCCUCAUACCAAGAUCCCUCAUACCUAGAUCCCUCAUACCAAGAUCCCUCAUACCAAGAUCCCUCAUACCAUAUCCCUCAUACCAAGAUCUCUUAUACCAAAAGGCCUCAUCAAACAAUCUCCCUCUUUGGAACUCAGUUCGUGCAUGCCACGCCCCAGACCCAACUAGCACUGGAACCCGACCACCGCCCCAUUACCUCGGCUGCCUCGGACUUCAGGCAACAAAGUCGGCCACUAAUAAGACAAUGCUCUCCCAAGUGCAAUUGGAACCGAUUGUCGGCCCAGAAACCCAUUCCUGGAUAA
This is a messenger RNA of Penaeus chinensis, 819 nucleotides long. RefSeq names its product repetitive proline-rich cell wall protein 1-like. The transcript has 2 exons. The coding region runs from base 1 to 819 and encodes 272 amino acids. The record is from RefSeq and is a predicted model, not a curated record. NCBI's taxonomy places the organism in Eukaryota, Metazoa, Arthropoda, Malacostraca, Decapoda, Penaeidae.